AUGCGAACAACGACCUGCAGCGACUUUUCUCAGGUAUCGCGAGCGAGAUAUCGCAGUCCUCGAAUGCGCGAAGCGAUGAUGUCGGCGUCUCUCUCUCUUCGAUCGUUGAAACGACUACUUCAAGACCUCACGACACUGUAUGGCAAGCACCGGACCGGCAUCUCGCGGACGGCGUACCUUUCCAUACUCACGGUACUGAUCUACCGCAUCCGCAAUGCUGUCAAAGAGCAAAAGGCCGCAGUGGCGGAAGCACAAGAGGCCCGUCGGCAAGGUCGCGCGGCAGGGAAGCAGACCGGGGAUGGAGCAGAUCCGACGACGAAGAGGAGGAAGGUCGAGCUUGACAGGGAGUUCUUCCGCAAUCUGGGAAGGCUGUUGAGGAUAUGCAUACCGGGGUGGAGGAGCUAUGAGGCUCGACUGCUGGUGCAGCACUCGUGCUUCUUGAUCGCAAGGACGAUGAUCAGCUUGUACAUUGCGAGACUCGACGGAAGACUCGUGCGAGACAUCGUUCGCGGCCGGGCGAAGAGCUUCCUCAAGUCCCUGGUGUGGUGGAUGCUGGUCGCUGUCCCCGCCACGUUCACCAACUCCAUGUUGACCUGGCAUCAAACUGCCCUCGCGCUGGCAUACAGGAGCCGCUUGACGAACCAUAUUCACAACAAGUACUUGGGCAACAUGACCUUCUAUACGCUUUCUGCUCUCGACGACCGGAUCAAGAACGCCGAUCAGCUGAUUGUUGUGGACGUCUCGAAGUUCUCCAACUCUCUUGCACAGCUUUACUCAAGCCUUACCAAACCAAUUCUCGACAUUGCAAUCAACAGUUGGUCGAUCACGCGAAGCGUUGGGACGGAUUCGUUCCUUGGAGUCAGCAUUGCGGUCCAUCUCAGCUCGCUUCUCUUGCGCGCUGUCACGCCACCAUUUGGCAAAUACGUUGCGGAAGAAGCGAAGCUGGAGGGCGAGUUCAGAUUCCAGCACUCCCGCCUAAUAGACUAUAGCGAGGAGAUUGCACUUUACUUUGGUCAUGAAGCGGAGAAGGACGCCGUGGACAGGAGCUAUUUCACGCUCAUCAAGCACGUCAACCGCAUACUGAAACGCAAGCUGUGGCAUGGUAUCAUGGAAGACUAUGUCAUCAAAUAUACCUGGACCGCGCUUGGCUAUGUCUUGUGCGCUGUGCCGGUCUUUUACAAGCGAGCUGAUCUUGGUCCAAGCGAGCAGUUUGGGGAUGUUUCAGAGAACUUGAUGACUACUCGGAGGUUAUUGAUCAACUGCAGUGAGGCUUUCGGGAAGCUCAUGACUAGCUACAAGGAUAUCUCGCAGCUUGCAGGCUAUACCAGCCGGGUCAGCACGCUUCUGGAUGUCAUUGCAGACACCGAGAGAGGCCACUUCGAGAAGGCCUUGGUUUCUUCGGCUUCCAUUGAAGAGAACGCUGCGGUGCUAGCGGGACGCGGCGAGCUCGAGGAAGGCGAUGACAUCAAGUUCGAAGGCGUACCGAUCGUAAGUCCGAACGGAGACGUGCUUGUCAAGGCUCUGUCGUUUCACAUCCGCAACGGCGAUCACCUGCUCAUUGUGGGACCGAACGGGUGCGGAAAGAGCUCAUUGUUCCGCAUAUUGGGAGGCCUGUGGCCAGUAUAUGGAGGUCUAGUUCGAAAGCCGCCCAGCGAGGACAUCUUCUACAUCCCCCAAAGACCGUACCUCAGCAAGGGAACGCUGAGACAACAGAUCCUGUACCCCGACACAUUACUCGACAUGCGAGCACGCCAUGUCACUGAUAAUGACCUUGCGGAUAUUCUACGUCGGCUCGGUCUACAGCAUCUUCUGCGAGCCCAGCACUCGAAGCAUGCAGACUCGACAUUCGAAUACGUCGAGAACGCAGGCCAUCUAAAGCCAUCGGCAGCGCUGGAUACUGAAGCGGAAUGGACAUCACUCCUCAGCAUGGGCGAUCAGCAACGCAUCGCAGCCGCCCGGCUUUUCUACCACAAGCCCAAGUACGCUAUCCUCGACGAAUGCACGAGCAGCUUAACACCAGAGAUCGAACGAACCAUCUACACCGAAGCCAAGCGUCUUGACAUCACACUCAUGACUGUUUCGCAUCGGCGCAGUUUGUGGCGGUAUCAUGGAUGGAUUCUGCAGUUCGACGGACAAGGGUCGUAUGUCUUUACGAAACUUGAUGCCGAGAAGAGGCUUGCGCUGGAGGAUGAGCGGGAGGAGAUUGAGAUGCAGUUGAGGGCUAUGCCUGAGAUUGAGAAGAGGAUCGCUGAUUUGGAAGCUGGUGGUGCGGGUGUGGUGGAGAGUGAGGCGGCUGCGAGCUAG
This is a messenger RNA of Saxophila tyrrhenica, 2304 nucleotides long. RefSeq names its product ATP-binding cassette long-chain fatty acid transporter pxa2 (gene PXA2). Gene Ontology annotation, cellular component: peroxisomal membrane. The coding region runs from base 1 to 2304 and encodes 767 amino acids. Gene Ontology annotation, biological process: peroxisome organization; very long-chain fatty acid catabolic process; long-chain fatty acid import into peroxisome. Gene Ontology annotation, molecular function: long-chain fatty acid transmembrane transporter activity; ATP binding; ABC-type transporter activity. The record is from RefSeq and is a predicted model, not a curated record. The transcript is spliced from 2 exons. NCBI's taxonomy places the organism in Eukaryota, Fungi, Ascomycota, Dothideomycetes, Mycosphaerellales, Extremaceae.